Molecule: messenger RNA, 252 nt
Organism: Gongylonema pulchrum
Lineage: Eukaryota; Metazoa; Nematoda; Chromadorea; Rhabditida; Gongylonematidae
Source: the annotation of a GenBank genome assembly
AUGACGAUGCCGACAACCAUCGAAGUUGGUUGUGCGGUAAAUAACUGUUCCGUUUUUACACUGCUUGUGUGCGCCUACAAAAGAUGUCAAACGAAGGGCCGGCUGAGGGCUAAAGUCUAUGAUCCUGGUGAAGCUUGCAAAGUGGAUGAUGAAUGUACAGCAUAUCCGUAUUCCACAUGCAUUCCUGACGGCCUCUGUGCCAUCGAUGCCUAUGAAAAACGCACCGUUGAUAAUUGUCUGAACAAAGAUUAA